GACCUUUUGACUUGCUCUUUCGCAGCCUCCAUUUGCUCUCCAUCACCUUAGUUGGCGGCCAAAUCAGACCUCGGACGCUAGGUAAUUUAAGCCUGACUCCUCUCAUAGAGCACAGCUUCAGCUCGCGUCCGCCAGCACAUCACACAGAAAGGUGCCAAAGCUCUUCUCAUCUCAUCCAAGCAAGCAGCCAUUCGUCGAGCGGGAAGACUCGCUCGACUUGUACUGCCCAAGACGUCGAGCAGCGCUAUACAAAAGCGCCGUCUGAGCGAGGCACCGGUGAACAUAGCCAAUCCGAUUGGGCCCGAAGCGAAAAGAGGUAGAAAGAUGCCUAGCGCACAACCCACUUUAGAAGCUGCCGAUGCGGCCAUAGCAGCUGGAAGGGAGUCCGAGGCGGAGGACAUUCUGCGCCAAAUCUUGGCUCAGGGUGUCCAGCAUGACUCGGAUGCCAUGGCUACUAGCGCAGCCACACCAGCUGCUUCGCAAUUGGACCAGGAUACGGCCAGGACUCAGGAGGCGGCGCUCAACAAAUUGGCAAGUCUGUACGCCCAACAGAAACAAUCUCAGAAGCUGGCCAGCUUAGUGAAGGAUAGCAGACUCUUCAUGACCAGGCUUCCAAAGGCUAGGACUGCCAAGCUCAUUCGCUCUUUGAUCGAUAAGUUUGACGCUAUUCCGGAUGCCAAGGAGACACAAGUGGAGGUGACGAAGGAGAACAUCGAGUGGGCGAGGGAAGAGAGACGAGUGUUCCUGCGCCAAAGUCUGGAGACGAGACUCAUAGGACUGUACUUUGACCUGACUCAGUACAGAGAUGCGCUGCCCCUUAUCGAUUCACUGCUGAAGGAGCUCAAGAGGCUGGACGACAAGAUGGUCCUCACAGAGGUACACUUGCUAGAGAGCAGAGUUUUGCACGCGCUGAAAAACUUGCCGAGGUCAAAGGCUGCCCUCACCUCUGCGAGAACAGCUGCGAAUGCUAUCUACUGCCCUCCGCUUCUGCAAGCGCAGCUGGACAUGCAAUCGGGAGUGCUGCACGCGGAGGACAAAGACUACACUACCGCGUACUCAUACUUCUUCGAGACGCUGGAAGGUCUAUCAGCAGCCGAGGAUUCCCGCGCUCCAUUGGCACUCAAGUAUAUGCUGCUCUGCAAGAUCAUGCUCAACUCUUCGGACGAUGUUAGCGCCCUGGUAGAUGGCAAGAUGGCUGCCAAAUAUGCUGGAAGGGAUGUGGGAGCUAUGAAAGCUGUGGCCACCGCCCACGAGAAACGUGAUCUGGGGGCCUUUGAGACAGCGCUGAGGGAGUACAAGGCUGAGUUGUCAAACGAUCCUAUCAUCCGCAAUCAUCUUGCGGCGCUGUACGACACGCUGUUGGAACAGAAUCUGCUGCGCAUCAUCGAGCCCUACUCGCGAGUAGAAAUCAAUCACAUUGCGAAGGCGGUGCAGCAGCCUGUUAGGGAGGUGGAGCAAAAACUCAGCCAAAUGAUCCUGGACAAGGUCUUUAGCGGCAUUCUGGACCAAGGUGCGGGAUGUCUCGUGGUGUUCGAUGAUCCCGCUCCUGAUAAAACGUACGAAGCAACGUUGGAGACGCUCAAACAUGUGAGCAACGUUGUCGAUUCUUUGGCACUCAAGGCAAAGUCGCUUUCGUAGAGCGCGACGCUGUACAUGAAGGGCGGGGUCUGUGGAAGACUAGACGAAGCCGACUGUCGUUCGUCGCUCCCUCUCUCCCUCGCUACAGCCACUCAAUCAACGAAAGUGCAAAGAGAGUGGCAGUGGCACCGUCUCAUUGUGAUGGAUUGAAUCGCUGCUUCAUCGGAUUCUGGCGGUCGACCAGAAUGCUCGAUGCACGAUGAGUCACGUGUCUUGCAAAAGCCAACUCGAUCGUGAAUCGGGGAGACGAAACGUCGACAUGAG
Molecule: messenger RNA, 1902 nt
Organism: Ceraceosorus guamensis
Lineage: Eukaryota; Fungi; Basidiomycota; Exobasidiomycetes; Ceraceosorales; Ceraceosoraceae
Product: PCI-domain-containing protein
Exons: 9
Coding region: 325-1638 (437 amino acids)
Biological process (GO): ubiquitin-dependent protein catabolic process
Cellular component (GO): proteasome regulatory particle, lid subcomplex
Molecular function (GO): structural molecule activity; protein binding
Source: RefSeq, a predicted model, not a curated record